Messenger RNA from Thamnophis sirtalis, 2274 nucleotides. NCBI's taxonomy places the organism in Eukaryota, Metazoa, Chordata, Lepidosauria, Squamata, Natricidae. The record is from RefSeq and is a predicted model, not a curated record.
AUGGAUAACAAGGCCAAGUGGAAUUUGGCAGCUGCUCCGUUCAAGGGGCCUAAUCUUUUUGGGGAGGCCCUCGACCCCAUUCUGGUCAAGAAUAAGGAUAAAAAGAAAGUUCUGCCAUCUAACGCUAAGAAGCCCGAGGCUAGGACAGAAACUGUUUCCAGCACCAGUCCAGACGGCCCUUUCGUGGAGGAGGAGGCCGUCCCUUCCGCAGGGGGAAGUGACUUGAACCCGAGUCAUCCCAUCGAUGGCCGCCUUUCCCUCUAUGCAGAUCAAUGGGACGAGAUCAUGUCAGACACUUGGGUCCAAGCCACGUUCAUCACGGUCUCAGUGAAGGCUCAUGAGCUGCUCCCAGAUCAAGGUCCUUCUACCAGCAGAAGUAUCCUGAUCCUUAAUAUGGUGGAGGUUCCCAGCUAUCACCAAGGGGGAAUACUUCAGGACUCCAGACCAAGUGACGGUCACUACGGAUGCCAGUCUAUUUGGAUGGGGUGCCUAUGUACAGGCACAGAUGACACAGGGACAAUGGAGCCAGGUGGAACUAGCUCACAACAUAAACUGGUCCAUCCAUUCCUGCAAAGCCCUCAGUUUCAUAAUGGUUCCAUGGAUGGAGUCUAUUUGGAUGAAAAUAGAGAACUGGCAGCUGACCUGGACAUCAUGAGCUGGAUUAUGUUCCCCAACAAGUCCUUCUCCAAACUGAAACUAGGAGAUCUAGAAAGACAAGGAUCCCCAGAUCUCAAGUUUACUCUUGAUCAGGAUGGCUUUGCAAAACUGAAAUGGCUCAAAAAGCUCCAUCCAUUCCUGCAAAGCCCUCAUUUUCAUAAUGGCUCCAUGGAUGGAGUCUAUUUGGAUGAAAAUAGAGAACUGGCAGCUGAUCUGGACAUCAUGAGCUGGAUUAUGUGCCCCAACAAGUCCUUCUCCAAACUGAAACUAGGAGAUCUAGAAAGACAAGGCUCCCCAGAUCUCAAGUUUAUUCUUGAUCAGGAUGGUUUUGCAAAACUGAAAUGGCUCAAGAAGCUGCAUCCAUUCCUGCAAAGCCCUCAUUUUCAUAAUGGUUCCAUGGAUGGAGUCUAUUUGGAUGAAAACAGAGAUCUGGAAGCUGACUUGGACAUCAUGAGCUGGAUUAUGUUCCCCAACAAGUCCUUCUCCAAACUAAAACUAGGAGAUCUAGAAAGACAAGGAUCCCCAGAUCUCAAGUUUACUCUCAAUCAGGAUGGUUUUGCAAAACUGAAAUGGCUCAAGAAGGGCCUCCCUACUUCCAGAUGUGUGGAAAGUUGUCAACCUGGAUUCGCUAAGGCGACUCAGGAAGGAGAACCCAUCUGCUGUUACCUCUGCCUUCCCUGUGCAGAAGGAACCUUCUCCACUCAGGAAGAUACAGAAAAAUGUACCAAAUGUCCAGAAGAUCAACAUCCAAACAGCAAUCGGGACCACUGUAUUCCCAAGAUUAUAAACUAUCUGUCUUAUAAAGGAAAUGUGGGGAUCACCCUGACUUCCAUUGCCUUGUUCCUUUCUUUAACUACAAGCUUUGUCUUGUGGAUCUUCAUUAAAUUCCUGGAAACACCAAUUGUCAAAGCCAACAACCGGGACCUCUCCUACAUCCUCUUGGUCUCCCUCUUGCUUUCUAUCUUGACCACCUUCCUCUUCAUUGGCCAGCCAAGGAGAGUGACCUGCCUUCUCCGACAAACAGCCUUCAGUAUUAUUUUCUCAAUAGCCAUUUCUUCCAUCUUGGCCAAAACAAUCACAGUGGUUUUGGCUUUCUUAGCUACAAAACCAGGGAAUAAGAUGCAGAGAUGGCUGGGGAAGGGUUUUGCCAACUCUAUCAUCCUUUUUUGCUCUGCGGUCCAAGUUGUCAUCUGCACCAUCUGGUUGAGCAUCUUUCCUCCUUUUCCUGACACUGACAUGCACUCCCAACCUAGAGAGAUCAUCCUACAGUGCAAUGAAGGCAGUGUCACCAUGUUCUACUCUGCCCUUGGCUACAUGGGUUUUCUGGCCAUUGUUUGCUUCACAGUGGCUUUCCUGGCCAGGAAUCUACCUGGGGUUUUCAAUGAAGCCAAGCUGAUCACCUUCAGCAUGCUGGUCUUUUGUAGUGUUUGGGUGUCCUUCGUGCCCGCCUACCUGAGCACCAAGGGGAAGUAUAUGGUGGCUGUACAGGUCUUCUCCAUCUUGGCUUCCAGUGCUGGCCUGUUGGCCUGCAUCUUCAUCCCCAAGUGCUAUAUCAUUAUUCUCAGACCAGAUCUAAAUACAAAAGAACAUGUGAUGUUGAAAUUAAAUAUAAAAUGA